This is a messenger RNA of Myripristis murdjan (pinecone soldierfish), 1573 nucleotides long. Its product is annotated as gap junction Cx32.2 protein-like. Bases 115 to 987 code for a protein of 290 amino acids. The transcript has 2 exons. NCBI's taxonomy places the organism in Eukaryota, Metazoa, Chordata, Actinopteri, Holocentriformes, Holocentridae. The record is from RefSeq and is a predicted model, not a curated record. Gene Ontology annotation, biological process: cell-cell signaling. Gene Ontology annotation, molecular function: gap junction channel activity. Gene Ontology annotation, cellular component: connexin complex.
AUUAGCUGUAGUCCUGGUCAACAUGUCAAGCCGUCUACCGCAAGCAUUCCUCCUCUUCUCUGCUGGGCUGAUGGCAAGGAAUUUCUAAAAUCCGAGGCCCAAUAGGUUGCAGCUAUGAGUGACUGGUCUUACCUGUCUCGUCUGCUGGACAAAGUUCAGUCUCACUCCACCGUGGUGGGUAAGAUCUGGAUGAGUGUCCUGUUCCUCUUCAGGAUCCUCGUUCUGGGUGCUGCCGCAGACAAUGUCUGGGGAGACGAACUCUCUGACUUUGACUGUAACAACCAGGAGCCGGGAUGUCAACACGCCUGCUAUAACUGGAUGUUUCCCAUAUCCUACAUCCGUUACUGGGUCCUCCAAAUCAUCUUUGUGUCGACACCUACCCUGGUCUACCUGGGCCACGCUGUCCAUGUUGUUCACCGAGAGAAACGAAUCAGAGAACACCUGCAGAAUCAAACAGAAGGAACCAUGCACCUGAAGAAGCCCAAAUAUACAGAUGACAGAGGGAAAGUGAAGAUAAAAGGCAUCCUCUUACGUAGCUACAUAAUCCAGCUGGUCUGCAAAAUCAUCCUGGAGGUGGCAUUUGGCGUUGGCCAGUACUACAUCUUCGGAUCCGUCUUCAUGGUCUCCCAUUUCCACUGCAAACAGAGCCCACCUUGCUCCCUCUCCAGUGGCGCCGAGUGUUAUGUAUCUCGUCCAACAGAGAAAAGCAUCUUCAUCAUCUUCAUGCUGGUGGUGGCUGCUGUCUCUGUGCUCCUCAACAUCAUUGAAAUCAUCUACCUCCUGUGUGCCAGGAACAGGGAAUCCAAGAAAGAGCGCAUGGCUGAACAGCUUGCAGUGAAAUUACAGCAGGACGCGCACAACCCAGCAUGGAGCGACAAUUUUGCCAAUAAACGCCGAGUGUUUGAAUCAUUGCCCUCUCCUCAUAAUCCAGCAGACAUCCACAUUGAUGAGACCUGCACUGAUUUUAUCAAAGAGAAACACACAUGAUGACUGUUAGACUGGGCAUUGUAGCUGGCAUACUGUACUUGAACUGCUGUGUGAAAGUUAAAAAGUUAUAAUUUGCUCUCGACAAUUUGCAGUUGCUUUUAUACAAUUAAUAUCCACUUGAUUAUGUGAAAUGUUCCAUAUUGCACACUUUCCAAAAAUUUGUUUUCAUAUAUGUACAAUUUUUUGUAUCAUGUUUUUCUAAUAAAUAUUUCACCAAAGUGUUACUUAAUUAGUUAAACUGAGUGAAUUGAAGACCCAGUCCUGAUAAUACUGGGCCCCAAUGAUGUAAACCAGAUGUAAAAUGUGAUGCUUUUACUGGACUUGGUCUGAAACUGUUUGGAAAAAAGGGCUGAUUAUUGAAAAUGCAAUGACCUUUAAUUUAACCAUUCAGCCAAAUUUAACAUUUAAUUAUAUGUUUAUUUAAAUGGAAGGGAAUUUGAUCUUGUUUAAUAGAAGGCCUUUAACGGCUCUCUUCUACUUUUACCUUGUGUUAUUAUUGUCUGCGUCAUGUUCUUAAUAAUACAUUGUUUUUAUACUGACAAUAAAGAUAUGACAAUGUGCUGCAGUGAAUGUGCAUUUCCUUUGA